UGUAAUUGUCGAUCGAAUUAAUACAUUUUUGAUGGUGGGCCGAGUUAAAAUGACCCGUCUUAUCUUUCUCGUCUUUACGCUUUUCAAUUUUGCACGGUUUGGUUUAUGUCUUUCUGCAUUUGCCUCCGACCGUGCCAAUCCCGAUUUGUGAUUUUAUUGGCACGGUUGCGACAUUAGUUAAGUUAAUUUAUCUAGUUUUCCGACGGACGAAUUAUUCGAAUAAACAUGGAAUCUGUGUCGACGCCGGGAGAAAACGAAGAGAGGUCGUACUGCAUCCAGAGGGUUCCUCUCGUGUUUCCGUGCAAGGCGUAUCCUGCCCAAUUGGCAAUUAUGGAUAAAAUAAUAAAAGGAUUAACCAGAAGACAGAAUUGCUUAAUAGAAUCUCCUACGGGGACAGGAAAGAGUUUGGCUUUGCUAAUAUCGUGUUUGGCCUGGCAGAGAAGUUUAGCUAAUGAGAAUACCAGUGAAGAUUUGGGUAAUUCGACUGUCGAAACUGCUACUCCAUCAAACUUGGUGGUAAACAAAAGUAUUUAUAAACUGGAAGAGGAUGUCGACAACGAUUUUCAACCUCAAAAAAGAUAUCGUUCUACCAAUGUGCAGAAUGGUACAAUGGAUAGUAGUGAAGUAUGUAUAGCACUAGAAGUCAAAACGACGAAGGGAACGAAAAGUUAUUUAUUGAAUACUUCUGAUUCGUCAUCUGUAUUGCUUCAUAAACCACAGAGAGUGGCAAUUUUGCCUCUGUAUGAUUUUUCUUGUGUAGAGUUGGACAGGAAAGGAGAAAAUGGUUCACCAGAGAUAGACGAAAACCUAUUAAAAGCCCGCAUGACGUUUGACGAUGGAACGUUUUGCGAAUAUUUGCUAACUUGUUUGGAAAGUUAUAAAGAUGUCAGAACAAAAUUAGUUGUAAUAAAUGCCGAAAAUGGCUUUGAAAAUGACUUUUCGGAUUUUUCUUCUUUACAAUCGUCACCGGAAGACCCAAAUUCAUCUCAAAAGAAAAAAAUUCCUCAAAUAUACUUUGGUACGAGAACUCACAAGCAAAUAACUCAAAUUGUUCAGGAAUUAAGGAAAACAAUUUACAAGGAUGUAAGAAUGUGCAUACUGUCGAGUCGAGAUCGGACUUGCAUUCACAAAACGGUUUCGAUGAGUUGCGACAAGAACAAAGGUUGUAAAGAGCUUUUGGAUGAGCUACAUGGAUUUGGAUGCGAAUAUUUUCGUAAUUCUCAGGCACUCCAGUAUGACUCAUUAAAGAGUCAUGGUCUACAAGGGUGUUGGGAUUUGGAAGACUUAGUGAAAGUAGGAAAGAAGAUGAAGGCAUGUCCCUAUUUCGGUCUGAGAAAUCUGUUGCCGACUGCCGACAUCAUUUUCUGCCCUUAUAAUUACAUCAUCGAUCCGCUGAUUCGUGAAAGUAUGGAAAUAAACCUCAAGAACAACAUCCUCAUUUUGGACGAAGCCCACAACAUCGAAGAUUCGGCUCGCGAGGCUGCCAGCUUCGACAUCUCAAAAGAUGAGCUGGAUGCAGCAUUGCUCGACAUCGACAAUCUGGGUUAUCUGGGUUGUAGAACAUUCAGUCACGGAGUGGUCGCUGGUGUAUUAGCCGGUUUGAGGACUUGGAUCGGAAAUAAUGCCAAUAAACUUUUCGAUUACAGCGAUUUUUCCCGGACCGGCAAGGUGUGGUCUGGUGAAGAACUGGUGGCAAUGCUUUCGGAAAUAAAGGCAGGCCCUGAGGAUUACGAAUUUAAUCGGAGACACUUUACAAUUUCCUGCAGUGAAGAUAGAUCUGAAAAGAAUUACAAGAAACCUUCAUUAAACAAUGCAACGACCAAUCUUGUGAGCAGCCUGUUGUUGAUGUUCGAGUUUCUGUACUCUCAUCAGUUGUUAUUUAUGUCUGAUUAUAGAGCCGUAAUAGUGAGAGAACUGGGUUACACACGCUUACCUUCAGUGGACUUUGAAGAAUCGAGUUCCAGCCAGUUCAUGUCUGAGCAUGGAUUUGUUAGUAAAAAUUCUAAAGGAUGGACGUACAGCCUCAAAAUCUGGUGUCUGAAUCCUGCUGUUGCAUUUUCAAAGUUCAAAGAUGAAAUUCAUUCCAUAGUUGUCUCAUCGGGUACCCUGUCUCCCAUGAUGACCUUUCAGUCAGAACUCGAAGUGGAAUUUCCUAUCUCCUUGGAAGCCAAUCACAUAGUCUCUAAAAGUCAGAUAUGGGUUGGCUCUAUCGGAUGUGGACCCACCGGCACCCAACUGAAGGCGGUUUAUAACCAGACAGAUACAUUUGCCUUUCAGGACGAACUGGGACGAGUGGUUCUUAAUAUAUGCCAGAUAGUUCCUUGUGGAGUUUUGUGUUUUUUUGCCUCUUACAGCAUGAUGGAAAAGUUAACAAACAGGUGGAAGCUGACGGGAAUGUGGGAACAGAUAGAAGUGGUCAAGAAAAUCGUAUCCGAAUCAAAAAAGAAUGACAAAAGAAAUUUUGAAGAAAUAAUGACAGAAUUUUAUGAUAAUGUCACAGAUGAAAAUGUGAACGGAUCCAUCUUCUUUGCCGUCUUUCGCGGUAAAGUGAGCGAGGGGCUUAAUUUUUCCGACAACUAUGCCAGAGCAGUGAUCUCUGUCGGAAUACCAUUUCCAAAUGUUAAAGACAUUCAAAUAGAUCUGAAGAAAAAGUAUAACGACAAACACUGCGUACAGAAACAUUUAAUGUCCGGUAAAGAUUGGUACGAGACGCAAGCAUUUCGGGCACUAAACCAGGCUCUGGGAAGAUGCAUUCGUCACAAAAACGAUUGGGGUGCGCUGGUACUCGUCGACCAGCGAUUUUCCAGCGAGUUCUACACCAGAGGAUUAUCGAAGUGGAUAAGAGGUUACGUCGUUCAUCACCAAACUUUUGGCAGUGCCGCCCAUUCUCUCCGGGAAUUCGUCACAAAUAGAAUGUCCUCGUCCGAAUAAUCUUCGUUCCUGUAACCCAGCAACAUAUUUGUACAUAAUUUUUAUAAUAAAUCGCGCUUGUCUUACGCAAAA
Molecule: messenger RNA, 3003 nt
Organism: Centruroides sculpturatus (bark scorpion)
Lineage: Eukaryota; Metazoa; Arthropoda; Arachnida; Scorpiones; Buthidae
Product: Fanconi anemia group J protein homolog
Exons: 25
Coding region: 226-2931 (901 amino acids)
Biological process (GO): nucleotide-excision repair; double-strand break repair involved in meiotic recombination
Cellular component (GO): nucleus
Molecular function (GO): ATP binding; DNA binding; DNA helicase activity
Source: RefSeq, a predicted model, not a curated record